UGAGAGAGGAGCCUCCCUUCCCGUUUCGCCCGUAAGCCAGCCGCGCGACCCCUUCGACUGGACACUACGCCGCUAUCCAGUUCCAUCACGGCCGAGAUACUCCGGUAAAGUGUCGGUUAAAGUGCUCAUUCACGUGACUCUGCCCACCGGCUACACGGCUACCUACGGAAAAUGGCAUCUGGCGUGACGGUCGCAGACGUUUGUAAGACAACGUACGAGGAGAUAAAGAAAGACAAAAAGCACCGGUAUGUGAUCUUCUACAUUAAAGACGAGAGACAGAUAGAUGUGGAAGUCAUCGGACCUCGUGAUGCGGCUUACGACGCCUUCCUCGAAGAUCUGCAAAAAGGCGGUAGCGGGGAGUGCCGUUAUGGUCUGUUCGACUUUGAGUAUACUCAUCAGUGUCAGGGUACUUCCGAGGCAUCCAAGAAACAAAAAUUAUUCCUGAUGUCGUGGUGUCCUGACACGGCCAAGGUCAAGAAGAAGAUGUUGUACUCGAGUUCCUUCGAUGCUCUGAAAAAGUCGUUGGUCGGUGUACAAAAGUACAUACAGGCGACAGAUCUGUCGGAGGCUUCCGAGGAGGCUGUCGAGGAGAAACUUCGAGCCACCGACAGAAAUUAGGAGUAUUCCAGCGAAUCCCAAAACUACUAUUACGAGAUAAGAAAAAGAAAGCCAAGUGGAAUACGAUACAUCGCGAAUUAACUUCCCAAAAACAGAAAAAAAAAACAGUAAUUCUCUAUACUGUCGUUGCAUCGAGGGUUCACGUUUUUACACAUUUUUCACUUUUAAACGAGACCGUUUAUCAAGUAUUUUAUGCUACAUAUGUUAGUCAUCAGGGGAGUGGAAGCAUUAUUAGCAAAAGUGAACAAGAAUGAGAAAAAAAGAAUAAACAGCGGGAGAUAAGCACUCUUUUUCAUAAUCGCGGACAUUAUGUGAAUCUAUCUGAUAUAAUAUUAAUAUUAUACUAUUAUUAUAUAAGAUAAUUGUACAAGAAUACAAGACAAUUUACAACCAGUCAAGCAGUAAAAGAACGGAAUUAUUACAUUUUUUUUCUCACAGGCUGUACGACGUUUAAAUUAAAUUCAUUUUAUUAUGA
Linepithema humile (Argentine ant) is the source of this 1093-nucleotide messenger RNA. RefSeq names its product Cofilin/actin-depolymerizing factor homolog tsr (gene tsr). Gene Ontology annotation, biological process: actin filament fragmentation; actin filament severing. Gene Ontology annotation, molecular function: actin filament binding. The record is from RefSeq and is a predicted model, not a curated record. NCBI's taxonomy places the organism in Eukaryota, Metazoa, Arthropoda, Insecta, Hymenoptera, Formicidae. Gene Ontology annotation, cellular component: actin cytoskeleton; actin cortical patch; cytoplasm.